This is a messenger RNA of Procambarus clarkii (red swamp crayfish), 892 nucleotides long. Lineage: Eukaryota; Metazoa; Arthropoda; Malacostraca; Decapoda; Cambaridae. The record is from RefSeq and is a predicted model, not a curated record.
AUGGCUAAUAAAGAGUUCAAUUCUGAACCUGGGUAUGAGUACGAGGCAUCUUAUAUGGACUGCUCUACACCAAGACUCAUUGUCAUAUGUUUGGUAAGUAUAAACUUCUAUCCAUUUUCAGAUAAAGAGUUCAAUUCUGAACCUGGGUAUGAGUACGAGGCAUCUUAUAUGGACUACUCUACACCAAGACUCAUUGUCAUAUGUUUGUUAUGUGGUUUUGUGGAGCUGAAGUCUUACUACCACUUUAUGAGUCAUGACAAAGGAAAGGCACAUUACAAGAAGCGAGCAUCUGUGCAACAAAUGUCAGUCCAACCACCUCAACCUGCAAAAGGAGUGAGCGGUGUAAAACUGGGAAUGUUUUAUAAAAGUUUCCCCACGGGAAGCCUCGAGAAGGAAAUAAUUGAUUCAACCGUCCCUAUUAUUGGUGUGAGCUUCAUUUUCAAGGAGAUUUACUACAACCAGAUGACUUUCUCGUGCCAACUUUGCCAGAUGAGUCGCAUCAACCAGGAGAAUAUGCUCACCCACCUCAAGUCAUACGAGCACACCAACAGAUAUGUGGAGGUUAAGUUUCAAGAAAAGUUGACCAAGGCUGAACUAAAAGUCAGAAGAAAAGAGAUCAUGGAACUAGAGGGAAAGCUUCACCAUCCUAUUAAAGAUUUCAGUAACCACCUUCCCUUAGAACUACAGUGUGGUUCAUCACUAAGCAGCCUGUGUGAAGAUGUAGCAGAUGUUUCCUUGCAUUCCAAGUCAAGGACAUGUUUGAGCGUGUGUACGUCUCUGCCAGUGGACACGACUCUCACAGACAAGCAGAAACAACGUGCCAAAAGCUUUCCUCCAAAACUUCUCAAAUUUAUCACUGAGGUAAUAGAGUAAUACAAAAUAUUUUAAUCUU